AAAAGGGAAGAGGAAGUUCCACUGCUACUGCCACAUUUGGCAUUUCGAUCUCUCACCCUGCCGACAUCAGUGACUUAACAGGACUUUUGUCAUACUGUCCAAAAAGUGUGAGAAUUGUUGUGAGAACUGUUGCGCCUGAAUCAGGCGCUUGUGAAGAACUGUUUAUUCCAGCUUGUAUCAGGGUGGAUUUUUCUUUUUUACUAUCGCUAGAAAAUUCUCUAAUGUCAGCAGCAGCCCAGGCUUUGUCCAUAUUUGUUGUAGGUAUUUUUUAGCCUUUUUUUACAAACAGAAAUUAAAUCCAAAUGGAAAAAAAAUGUUUUGCUCUCAUUUUCAUUUUUUUUUUUUUUUUUUUUUCAAAUGUUGUGAAUAUGUUGAUUAUUUUUUGUUUGUGAUGUGCUUUAUGAUUAAGGGUAUUAUGUUGCUUCCCAACAAUGCUCAUGAUAUAAAAAGGCCUUUUAUGUGGAACAAUAUAUGCAAACAAAUUCUUGUUUUGAGAUGUAUGUGAUUCAUUUGAUUUCUCAUCACUUAAUGAAUCCAAACAAGCAUCGACUGGUCACCACCAUAAUGGGUGUGAGUCUUCUUUUAAAAAAAAAUACUUCCGUGUUUGUGUAUAUGGGAGUACAAAAUUGUCCUAAAUAUAGUGAAGUCUUUUGCUGCUAUAUUGUUUCACUUUUAUUGUGCAACGCACAGUUUUCCGUCCGUGCGAUCAGUGGUAUGGUGUGACAUGGGAAAGUACGCGGAGAGAGACAGUACUCCGUAUCUGAGCAUUGAGUAAACCCUUGUUCCGUAAUCGCGUGACUGCAAUGCCUAUAGUGACGAGAUGGUGGCUUAUUUACCAAACGAUUAAAACACAUUUGGAGAGGCGAUGUUACAUGUAAACAUGGACAAAGAAGAUACAAGACGAUCUGGAUACUGUCCGUUCGAAAGGCAGGAAGUGAAUAUAACCUCUCGAUCUGACUGGGGAGCCAUGGACGCCCGGAGUAAAAAAGAAAUGAGUGAACCUGCCAAGAGAGUGGUCAUCCACCACACGACAAUCCGGAAUUGUGCUACUGCACAGGAUUGUAUGGAACAAGUAAUCCGUAUACAGAAGAUGCACGUGAGGGAUAGAGACUUUGAUGACAUCGGUUACAGCUUCUUAGUCGGGCAAAAUGGGAUGCUAUAUGAGGGACGCGGAUGGGGCAUCGUUGGGGCGCACAGCAAAGGACAUAACCUGGACUCUGUUGGGAUCGCGUUCAUGGGCAAUUUUAACGAUGAUGUUCCUACUUCUGCAGCUUUGUCAUCCGUCAAACGCCUGCUACAGGAUGGGGUGUUACAGGGCUUCUUGAUCUCCAAUUACACCAUUUUGGGGCACAGGGACUUGGCGAGUACUGAGUGCCCCGGAAAUAAACUUUAUUCUGAAAUACAACGCCUCAGGUCUGAUAGGUAAUAAGUCUACUGACAUUCUCUAAUGUUUGUUUAUCUAAAUAUUUUCAUUGACAAGACUAUGGGUGAGUGGUGGCGGGUUGAAACACUGCAUUGUUCAGUGUUUCCAUCAAGUCGAUGUGGUGAGUAACUUUUGUUAGCUCUGCACAUUUGAUAAUACAUAAAGAACAGCUACCAUUUGUAUCUGUUUGAAGACCAUUAUACUGACAUAUUUUAUUUAUGCAUUGCCGACACAUGUUCUGUUCUCUAAGAACGCCAACCUCUAAAUUGUGCGAUUUGUCAAUGGGUGGGGGGUAAAUGUUUGUAGGCCUACAUGGAAAUGUUUAUAAUGUGUAU
Molecule: messenger RNA, 1758 nt
Organism: Alosa sapidissima (American shad)
Lineage: Eukaryota; Metazoa; Chordata; Actinopteri; Clupeiformes; Clupeidae
Product: DNA-directed RNA polymerase II subunit RPB9
Exons: 4
Coding region: 866-1426 (186 amino acids)
Biological process (GO): maintenance of transcriptional fidelity during transcription elongation by RNA polymerase II; peptidoglycan catabolic process; DNA-templated transcription
Cellular component (GO): RNA polymerase II, core complex
Molecular function (GO): N-acetylmuramoyl-L-alanine amidase activity; peptidoglycan binding; nucleic acid binding
Source: RefSeq, a predicted model, not a curated record